AUGGGACAAUUCGUAUCACGAGCUCUGUCUCUUCAAUUCGAAGCUGCAAACCUUGAGAUUUCUAGGCUUGACCAUUUUAACUCAGAUACUCAAAAGACUUUGGGUUCUACUAUCUUUCAAAAGGAAGAAUCUGAGCAGCACUUCAAGAACCAAAUCAUUCAUGUGACUCGCGAGAGAGAUGGUCUUACUAGUGAGGUUUCCAAGCUCAAGGAAGAUAUCAAGUACUUGGACGAGGACUUGAGUAAGAUGGAGAGAGAUGCUGCUAAAGUUGAAAAAUUGACUCGAAUAAAUGCUCAAACUUCCAAGGUAAAGCUUUUCAACGAGUUCUGCGAUAAGCACGGUAUUCCUCGCGAACGUCUUGAUAUUGAAGUUUUCUCUGAAGACGAACCAUCCGAUGAUGAGAAGACUCUGUCUGACGAGGAAGAAAGUGACGAAGAUGCUGAUGAUGAUGAGGAAGCUGAGAUCGAAGUUUCAAAGGACAAAGCUUCUAUUCCCACGAAGACAGUUGAUGAACCUUCGUCUUCGGCAAAUCCUACCAAUCAAUCUCGUGGUGCUGACAAUGUCGAAGUGGAAACUACUGGGGCUGGUGCUGGUACUGUCGAAGUAGAAGUUACUGGAGCUAUUCCCAUUCAGCAAUUGUCUCUUCAGUCCUGA
This is a messenger RNA of Papaver somniferum (opium poppy), 654 nucleotides long. RefSeq lists its product as uncharacterized. The record is from RefSeq and is a predicted model, not a curated record. The transcript is spliced from 2 exons. Lineage: Eukaryota; Viridiplantae; Streptophyta; Magnoliopsida; Ranunculales; Papaveraceae. Bases 1 to 654 code for a protein of 217 amino acids.